ACACCCGAUCCGCUGCAGCCGGCGCUGCGCCCCAGCUGCCGCGGGCUGCCCUGAGUGGGCCCGAGGCGGCGCCGCCAUGGCCAAAUGGGGCCACGGGGAUCCACGCUGGAUCGUGGAGGAGCGGGAGGACGGGACCAACGUGAACAACUGGCACUGGACGGAGCGUGAUGCCACUGCCUGGUCCCGAGGGAAACUGCGGGAAUUGCUGGUGGGGAUCGCGGUGGAGAACGAGGCCGGCCGAGCCGAGCUCUGUGAGCUGAAGCAGGUGGAAGGCGAGGCUUCGUGCAGCAACCGCAAGGGAAAGCUCAUCUUCUUCUAUGAGUGGAACAUCAAGCUGGGCUGGAGAGGUACAGUUAAAGAAUCUGGCGCCAAGCACAAGGGGUUGAUCGAGAUACCCAGCCUUUCUGAAGAGAAUGAAGUUGAGGACACAGAGGUGAAUGUGAGUAAAAAGAAAGGAGAUGGGGAUGUCUUGAAAGAUCUCAUGAGAACUGCGGGCACCGCCAAGGUCAGGGAGGCCCUUGGAGAGUACCUGAAGGCACUGAAGACUGAAUUCACAUUGGGGAUGAUUCUACCAACCAAGGCUAUGGCGACCCAGGAGUUGACAGUUCAAAGGAAACUGAGUGAGGAUGCCAUGCAGGCUCCGUCCCCAGCGGCGCUGGGAGUCAGGAUCCCCACUGCUGCGCUGCGCCUGACAGAACGGUUUGACACAUCCGUGGAGCAGCUGUACAGCAUCUUCACUGUGAAGGAAUUGGUGCAAAAGUUUUCUAAAUCUUCUGCUGUAUUAGAAGCUGAAAAGGGAGGUAAAUUCCAAAUGUUUGAUGGGAACAUCACUGGUGAAUACGUAGAACUGUUAACAAAUAAAAAGAUCAUCAUGAAAUGGAGAUGUAGGAACUGGCCAGAAGAACACUAUGCAACAGUUGCCCUGAGUUUUGUGCCUGUUCUGGGGCAAACAGAACUGCAAUUGGACUGUAAAGGAGUUCCUGUCUGUAAGGAAGAGAACAUGAAGUUCUGUUGGGAGAAGCAGCAUUUUGAAGAAAUAAAAGGUUUACUGCAGCUGGCCACCCUGCAUGGUUGACGACCUUGUAGGAGGGCACUUUUGUAAGCAGAACAGUGUCCUAUCAGCUUUACCUCUUCCUUUUUAACUUACUUUAUAUUGGAUGAAACCCAUGAACCUACGUAGCGUCGGGGCCCUGCAGGCAGUGUGCAGCAGUGUGCUGCAACUGAGGUGGCGGGAACCUCACCUUCCUCCCCAGCAGCAAACCCCUCCCCGAGCACAGUGGCAAGCCUGCUUCCGGCUGUAGGUUAACUUCAAGGAGACAGAAAAUUGGCAUGUUGAUACUGUUCCUUUAUUUUUUAUUUUACUUUAGGGUGUGUAAGGUGUAUAGCUCUUCGUUAGUGAAACAGUGGCAUGUUGAUGUGAGGGCCAGCUGGCUGUACUGCUGGGGCAGCCCUGCAGCAGUUACGCACCCUGGGGUGGACAGGACUGAGGAGUCAGUGGGGUAAGUGACUAUUUUUGGACUUGUCAUGAAAUAGAUCAGUGGACCAAUGCUUCCCCCUCCAGUUUUCUCAUUACCUUCCUCUGAGAAGACUGAAGCAACAUAUGUAAACAAAUGAAAAGUCAUCACAAUCAGUUUUAAUUAAGUGCACAGAAUAGCAAUCAGUCAUGUCAAUAAAAAUAAAACAAUUAUUUUUA
Messenger RNA from Ochotona princeps (American pika), 1693 nucleotides. Its product is annotated as activator of 90 kDa heat shock protein ATPase homolog 2. Gene Ontology annotation, molecular function: ATPase activator activity; protein-folding chaperone binding. Gene Ontology annotation, cellular component: cytosol. The transcript is spliced from 9 exons. NCBI's taxonomy places the organism in Eukaryota, Metazoa, Chordata, Mammalia, Lagomorpha, Ochotonidae. Bases 77 to 1075 code for a protein of 332 amino acids. Gene Ontology annotation, biological process: protein folding; positive regulation of ATP-dependent activity. The record is from RefSeq and is a predicted model, not a curated record.